UGAAGUACUGAUAAUACAGUGAUACAGGUACACUAUAGUGCCCACCAAGUAAGUGGUGUUCUUGUGUGAGAAAGAUGCAAAACGAGGGAGCAGUUUCGAGGAAGUGACGGACGCCGCUCAGGGGACUGUCCAGAGGAAGUUUGCUCCAUGGUGGCGGUGCGGUGCGCCUUAACGAAACUUUUCCCCUUUACAGGCACUAGCGACGCCGUGGAGCUGGCGGGCGGAUAGAACGGCGUGGGGAGCGUUUUUUCCUGUUUCCACGCCAUAUUAACGCCACAGGAAUACCAAGUUGAGAUAGAAGGGGUGCCGCGGAGGAAUUUCACAACCAACCCCCGUCCUUCUUCGUUUUCUUAACGCAUCCGCAAUGGGGAAGGAGCAGGAGCUCCUCGAAGCGGCGCGUACGGGAAACCUGGCGGCAGUGGAGAAGCUUUUAUCCGGGAAGCGACAGUCGGCUGGCAUCGGUGGCGGCUCGUAUGGAACCGGUGGAAGUGGUAACAGCGGCGGCCACGCUGCCUCAUCGCACCCACUCUCCAGUCUGCUCAGCAUCUGGAGAGGUCCCAAUGUGAAUUGUGUGGACAGCACUGGAUACACCCCCCUACACCAUGCCGCCUUAAAUGGACACAGUGAGGUGGUGGAAUUGCUACUACGAAAUGAGGCCUUGACCAACAUAGCCGACAACAAAGGCUGCUACCCUCUGCACCUUGCAGCAUGGAAAGGAGAUGAGCACAUUGUCAGGUUGCUCAUCCACCAAGGAUCUUCGCACCCCAGACUCAACGAACAGAGCUCUGUAGACCAUAAAGAGUUCAAACGCUGUGGGCCCUUUGACCCCUAUAUUAAUGCCAAGAACAAUGACAAUGAGACGCCACUGCACUGCGCCGCUCAGUAUGGACAUUCACAGGUGGUGCGGCUACUGCUGGAGGAGCUGACGGACCCAACCAUGAGAAAUAACAAAUUUGAGACUCCCCUGGAUCUUGCUGCACUGUAUGGCCGCCUAGAGGUGGUCAAGCUGCUUCUCAGCGCCCACCCCAAUCUGCUCAGCUGCAACACCAAAAAGCACACACCGCUGCACCUGGCCUCCCGGAAUGGACAUCUGUCUGUGGUGGAGGUGCUGCUAGAUGCUGGCAUGGACAUUAACUACGAGACUGAGAAAGGCAGCGCACUCCACGAAGCCGCACUGUUUGGGAAGACGGACGUGGUACAGAAGCUUCUCAGUGCAGGUAUCGAUGUGAACAUGUUGGAUCAGAAGGGCCUGACAGCGCUGGAUACUGUCAAAGACAUGCCCUCUCAGAAGAGCAGGGAGAUAGCAGCGCUCAUCCAAGGUCUUGGAAAACCACCUGACAUGGAACUGCCCCCUCCACCAAUCCCUCCACCUCUGGAGAGUCCUACUCCACGGAAAAAGGGUGAUCUGGAGAAAAUGAGCGAGCUGAUCUCGGGGCUGGCCCCGGGGCCUGAGGAGGAGAGUCCCUAUGAAGCUCUGUUUGAAGCUACCUCUUGCCAUUCGCUUGACAGCGUGACAAGUGGCAAAUCCUCAGAUAGGGACUCCGGAAGACCAGACAGUGAAGCAGGGAAGAAAGAUCGUCUAGUCCACUCAUCACAUGCUGGUCCUGGUCUUGAAGAAGAGGUGAGCUCAGAGGCUCUAUUUACCAACAGUAGUAUUGAUGAGAGAGGAGAGCCUGCUGAGGAAGAGGAAGAUCACACAUAUGAGUUGUUGCUGACUGCACAAACCAAAGUCCCACCACCAGGCCAAGAGUCCCAGUUCCAUAAAGAUGGAAGCGCAUCUAUCCAGUCCAACAGUGCCCUACCUCAGAGUAAAGCCAACGCCCUAAAUGACCCCGGAGCGCCAGCCAUGGCAAAAGAUACACUGCACCCUUCCGGACGGGUGGGACAGCGGGCAUCGGGAGAUAACUCCCAGCUCAGCCAAGAUCAGGGAGCAGGUGUCCCGGAGCAGUUCACCGGCCUUCUGCACGGAUCUUCCCCUGUGUUUGACUGUCGCGAGGAGCCCUUCAGGGUUCCAGGUGUCCUGCCACCCUGUCAGAGCCAGCCGCAGUUGAGAGCCAAAGCAAAAGAGCAAGCAACUGCUGCGCCACCUACACGUCCCAGUAUGGCUGCCAUCGUUACAGACUGUGAUCCGAAAGCCAUUUAUGCCACUGUGAACAAGGAGCCCAGGGACUCAAGGGCAGUGUCUGCUGGUAGGAUGCGUCCUCCCGGCGACCUGAAGCUGGCCCGCAGCCUUUCCAAGUCGGACUCAGACUUGCUUGUGUCGCCUCCUAAUGAGGAAGACGGAGGACUAGGGAACCGAAGUGAAUCAGUUUCUAACUGUAGCAGUGGGAAGAAAAGGCUUGAGAAAUCACCGUCAUUCACCUCAGAAUGGGACGAGCAGAUAGUGGCACCAUCUCCCAGCACAAACCCACUGGGCUCUAAUUCCCAUGACAGCAUUGAGAAAAUAAUGACGCUGAUUGGUGCUGGCAUUGACUUUUCCAGAGAUCAGCAAUACGCUACUCCAGGUGCCUCGGUCCGACUGCUGGAACAGUCUGUGGGAGACUGGCUCGAGCUGGUGGGGCUCCCGCAGUACGAGAGCAAGCUGCUCCUCAAUGGUUUUGACGAUCUUCAUUUCAUGGGGAGCAAUGUCAUGGAGGACCAGGACUUGCGAGAGAUUGGGAUUACAGACCCAGGGCACAGGAAGAAGAUCCUGCAUGCAGCACGGUCCUUACCCAAGAUGAAAGCGCUGGGCUGUGACGGCAGCAACUCCCUCUCUUCCUGGCUAGAGAAUCUGGGUCUGAACGAGUACCUGCACAACUUCCUGACCAGCGGGUACCGCUCUCUGGAGUGCGUCAAGAACCUUUGGGAACUGGAGAUUGUCAAUGUCCUUAAGAUCACCCUCCUUGGUCACAGGAAGCGCAUCAUUGCAUCAUUAGCUGAGAGGCCUUAUGAGGAACCUCCCAUCAAGCCGCCUCGAUUGUCUCAGAUCAGGUGCCAAGACCUCCCUGCGUCCCAGUCCCCGUCAUCUCUGGGUCAGGUGGAGUCCUACACGAGCCACUCGAUGGAUCCUCUUCUGCCAGCAGGAGAACCAGUGAGGAAGAAAGUGCCAGAUAUCGACUAUGAUGUCACCCAACGACAUCGCAGUGAGCGCCGCAGAUCACAUGAGCGACAUCGGGAGCCCCGUCUGACCCUUCGACCGCCUAGUCUGGCUGCACCGUAUGCGCCAGUCCAGAACUGGCAUCACCAGCCUGAGAAGCUCAUCUUUGAGUCCUGCGCCUAUGAAGCCAGUUACCUGGGUUCCAUGCUUAUAAAGGACUUGCGGGGUACUGAAUCCACCCAGGAUGCUUGUGCCAAAAUGCGGAGGUCAACAGAACAGAUGAGAAAAGUCCCAACUAUUGUCCUCUCUAUCACGUACAAGGGUGUGAAGUUCAUUGAUGCAGCCAGCAAGAACAUCAUCGCAGAGCAUGAGAUCCGUAACAUUUCUUGUGCGGCCCAGGACCCGGAGGACUUGUGCACAUUCGCCUACAUCACCAAGGAUUUGCAAACGAGCCACCACUACUGUCACGUGUUCAGCACUGUAGACGUGAAUCUAACGUAUGAGAUCAUACUGACACUGGGUCAAGCGUUUGAGGUGGCUUAUCAGCUGGCUCUGCAGGCCCAGAGGACCAAACAGCACCAGAACCACCCACUGUGUCCUCCGUCAGACGUCAUUGAGACCACGUCCAGUCGACCUGUGCCCAAACCACGAGGCAGCGUUCGCAAAUUAGGGGCUGACCAUUUGGAACAGGAGGGAGAUUCUCAGUCCCAGAGCAGCGCCACGUGGCUUGUGGACCCCAAGGAACCCAAGCGUACAAUCAGCACUAAGUACGAGACCACCAUUUUUUGAGUGGACCUCCCCCUCUUCUUCCUGACCCUUGGCCUGGUCUCACAUCCUCUCCACCUUCCUCCCGCCCUCUGUGUGCCUUUCACUGCAACUCCUGCCCCGUCAUCUUCCCCACACUUGUUAUACUGUAAUCCUCUUCCAGCAAGUAUUAUUUACAUUGCCAGCCUGCCAGUCACCUUCUAGUCGUCUCUUUGUUUACCUUGUAUGCUCCCUGAACUCUCUGCAAUACGUCACCUUUCCCCCCCCCCCAGUCAACAUCUCACUGUUGACUCUUAGUGAUAAGCCCUUUUUUUUCUCGGUGCUUUUCCUGCUCUGUUAGGCGACAACCGCUCUGAGGUUUUUCACUCCUGACGCCGAACACUGUUCUUCAGCUGAGGCGCUGCAUGCAUCCUGCACCUCCAUGGCAAGCUGUCUUGUGAUGUGUCUGUGCGUCACUGGGCUUCCAGCAGUUGUAGCAGGCUCUUUCUAGUUCACUGGCAACCAAUUGUUAAGGUCCAAAGGAGGCAAAUAUCCCAAAACACUGUGAUACGCUUACAAAGUUAGCAUCAAAGCACUUUCUCUAACCUCCCAAGUGUCUCCUGUUUUGGCCUUUUUUGGAAAUAUCCCACUUGUUCAAUCAAUUUGGGAUAUAUCAGUGUGUCCGUGUCCAGUUACUUUAUUUUAACCUCACUGUUGUGUGUGCAUGUGUCCUCUUCCUUCAGCUGAACACAAAAAGGACAACCCUGUUGCAUGACAGGUAGGAUGAUUUGUAUGGAGAAACAAAUAGAGCCCCUUCUCGCACGGUGGAUCACCACAGUCAUGAAGGGGAAAGGGGGGUGGUUGUUCGUCCGACCUCGCCACCGUCUCGCUUCCGUUUCACUUCCUGCCUAUCGGAGACGUCGUUUUCUGGGAAACGGUUUGUCCAAAAGGUCUCCAUCUCCUUGAAGCAGGGGGACAUUUGUGUUUUUUGUUCAAAAGCUCCAACAGUCAUUUGUCCUUUAUCAUCCUCAGCGUAUAUAAUAACUGUGAUAAACAAUCUUGCACAGAGUGAUUCCUGAAUUAACCAAACUAAAAUUUCAACAAGCAACACUACACAGACUGUUGUCUAGUUGUACAACAGGGUUUUGCAUUUGAACUUUUUUGUGUUUUUAUUGUUUAAUAGGACAUUCGUCCUAAUACAGGAACUUGAUUGGUCUUCCUGCUCAUUUGUUCAAUUAAUCUAGACAAGAUUAUUCACCAAACCUGCCAUGCGGGAUGGCGCUUCCUUUAGCUUUUAAUGUAGCUGCAGUACAAAAACGAAAUAGGGAACAGCUUUUUCCUCCCAGCUUGUUGACUGUUAAUGGUACUUGCUGGUCAGCUGAUGUGUAUAUGGGUACAUAGUCAGGGCGUGUUGAUUUACACCCGCUUGGCAAAUACUGUAUUUGGUACGACCAGUAGGGUUAAAAUCUAUGGUACACUGUCUUUAGCGCGCUGGUGUCAGCACCUUCGAGCCUCAGCCUGGUCCAACUCUGCCUUUGCACAUCACUGAGGAUCAGGAGAAAUAUUUUGGGACGAAUCUGAUGAAAAUGAUAUUGUACAUGAAUCUCGCUGUCUUUAUUUUGAUACUUGAAUGAUUUGGGCUUUUAUAGAUCUCUAUACAGUAUAUAUGUAUAUGUAUGUAUGUAUGUAUGUAUGUAAUUUUUGACUUUUGUCAAAAGAGAUUAAAAGGACUAUGUCUUAUAAAGUUAAACAUAUCUGGAUGUUCGGUGAUUAAAGAGGCUGAGUGGAACACAAGAGGGACCUCACUUCAAGAAAAAAAAAAGAAAAAGAUUGUACAUAAUCUUGGGCUUCCAUUUUUUUAUGAUUAUUUUUCAUAAAUGUACAACUAAUAAAUUGCGCAAU
This is a messenger RNA of Dunckerocampus dactyliophorus (ringed pipefish), 5722 nucleotides long. It is a transcript of the gene anks1aa, whose product is annotated as ankyrin repeat and SAM domain-containing protein 1A. The record is from RefSeq and is a predicted model, not a curated record. The coding region runs from base 365 to 3865 and encodes 1166 amino acids. NCBI's taxonomy places the organism in Eukaryota, Metazoa, Chordata, Actinopteri, Syngnathiformes, Syngnathidae. Gene Ontology annotation, molecular function: protein binding. The transcript is spliced from 27 exons. Gene Ontology annotation, cellular component: cytosol.